UGCUGGGAAGCUUCCUUGUGCCGUGCAAUUGAACAGCAGCAAAAAGAGACCCGAAACUGCCGGGAUAGGGAAUGCGGAUUGCAGCGGGGAAAGCCUCUCCUCGCCGCUAGCUGUGCGCAAAUGCGCCGCGCCUGUGAGCUGCAGACCGCGGCCGGGGCGAAGCGAGCCAGCGCGGUGCUGCUGUGCUGAGCUGCCUGCAGGACUGGGGGUGCAUUUCUGCCUCGGCUUUCGCUGCUGCUGUUUUAUUUGGGCAGAUGGUCUCCGGUGAGGAUGGUGCCCUUUAGGAAAAGGAAAUCCUCUGCUCCAGAACGGUCACAGACCCAGCCCAAAAUCAGCAGGAAAGAGGACUGUUCACAGCCCCCAGCGUCCCUCGGUGCCCCAGUCAGCCCACAGCCCCCAGUUUCCCUCGGUGCACAGGACUCCAAACUGCAGCACCCGCCUGCACCCCCACCCCGCCCCACCGAGAAGAUCUCCACGGCGACUGCAGAACCCUGUGCUGAGGGGACAAAGGGGCGGGGCCAGGGGAACACCCCAGAAACGUCGCCACAGAAGCUGCCCCCCAGGGUCAAAGAUCAAAGCCAGACUCCCACUAAGGAAUCAGAGCUGGCAGGUUCGUCAUGUCUCGGGGACCCCUGUGCAGUGUCAGAGGAGUACCCCCUAGAGGCGAAAGGGGAGGAGGACGGGGAGUUCGGUCUGGUCAUCACUCUGGACGGGGAGGAGAGCGGAGAGGGGGAUGGCAGGAGGAGGAAGCGGAAGGGGAUGAAGAGGAAGAGGGGGGACGGAACGGCGCCGGCAGCCCCCCCAGACUGUGAAAUCGAGGUCGGGGGGCAGCUGGACAGAGACCUGGAGUCACAGGCCAAGCAGCACAACCUGACCACGAUCAACGUGAGGAACAUCAUUCACGAGGUGAUCACGAACGAGCAUGUAGUGGCGAUGAUGAAGGCGGCGAUCAGCGACACGGAGGACAUGCCCAUGUUUGAACCAAAGAUGACCCGGUCCAAACUAAAGGAGGUGGUGGAGAAGGGAGUGGUGAUCCCUACAUGGAAUAUUUCUCCAAUCAAGAAAUCCAGUGAAGUAAAGCCGCCCCAGUUUGUGGACAUCCCUCUGGAGGACGAAGACUCCUCUGAUGAAGAGUACUGUCCAGACGAGGAAGAGGAGGACGAGACCGCCGAGGAGACGUUCCUGGAGAGUGAUGUUGAGAGCACAGCCUCCUCUCCCAGGGGGGGGCGCAGACCCCGCACCCCCUUUGAGUCGGGGGACGAGGAGUGCAGCUACAGCCCCACCCAGCAGGGCGAGUGUCCCGUGGCCCCUCAGCAGAGGCACCUGAGUGUGGAAGUGGUCCCCAUGGGGCCCCCGCCCCCUCCCAAACCAGCCAAGACCCAGCCAGGCUCCCCGAAGCCAGCCCGGAAGACCCAGGACUGCAGCUUCAUGGAGAAGCUCCACGCUGUGGAGGAGGAGCUGGCCUUGAGCCCGGUGUGCAUGGACCCCCUUCAGGCGAUGGUCGACAGUCUGAUCGCGUUUCGAACCCGCUCCAAGCGUCCCCUGAAGGACAUACCCCUGGGGCAGCUGGAGGCGGAGCUACAGGCCCCCGACAUCACGCCUGACAUGUACGAGACGGGGACCAAUGAGGAUCGAGAGUGGCAGGGCUGGCUGCGCGGGCUGAUGACAUCGGAGGUGGAGAAUGAAGAGGAAGCUGAUGACGAUGAUGACCCUGAAUACAACUUCCUGGAAGACAUGGACGAGCCAGACCAAGAGGACUUCCGUAACGACCGGGCUGUACGCAUAACCAAAAAGGAAGUCAAUGAGUUGAUGGAGGAGCUGUUUGAAACGUUCCAGGAGGAGUUGGGGGUCCCAGAGCCGGAUGAUGAGGCGCCCGAGGAAGACGAGGAGAAGGAGGAGCCCCCCCAAGGGACCCCGAAAUUCAACGUCCCGCAGGCCAUCAAGUUUGAGGAGCCCCUGGCCAUCAUGCUGAGUGAGCGCCGUCGCACUGUAAGGGAGCAGUUGGAGGCGCUGCGGCAGCGCAGAGCCAUGGCGGGGGUGCGAGUGGAGGCUGUGUCUCCCCCCCGGCCCCCCCCUCCACCCCCGCCUCCUCUUCCCCGCCCUCCCCCCCAGCUCCUCUUCCCCGCCCUCACACACCCCAGCCCCUCUAUGCAACAGCAUGUCCAGUUGCUGACCCAGUGCCACAUGCUGACCAGUGUGGUUCCAGGACUGGAGAGCGAAGCCACCACCACACGCCUCUUCUUGAGCGAGCUGCUCACCUUUGCAGACCGCGCAGAGAUGGCUUGCUGUAUCCUGAGCCCCGGGUUCACCAGCGCAUUCAGAGCGUGCAACCUGCAGGGGGCGCUGUGCCUGCUGGACGAGUUCGACCGCUCCGUCAAACCAGAGCUGCCCCCCCCCGGGGGCUCCCCACACAAGACCGUCAAACCCACCGGGACGGACCCCCCCAAGCUGCCCUGCAAGGUGGCCUGGAUGCUGGCGACCCGGAAGGAGUUCCUGUACCCCGAGCUCCUGCCCGUCUGCUCCCUGGACCCCCAGUUGAAGAGCCGCAAGCAGAAGACCCUCUACACUAAGGGAGAGGACAGUUUGCUGGUCCUCGGGCUGAAGCACUUUGCCGAGACUGAGUAUCCACGGCAGUUCAUCAGUAAAUACCUGCUCCCGGGAAAGACUCCGGAGCAGAUCCAAAUCCGGCUGCGGAAACUCUGCUUGUCCCGCGCGCCCAGCAACGACGUCAAGUAUUACAGGAUGCACAACGAGGUUCCUGCGAUGCCUCGUGCCUGCCUCUGCGUCCCCCCGACCCAAUCGAGACCCCCAGUGGAGAGAGAGCUGAGCAGCAUGCCCGUCUGGCUGCAGAGAAGCCUGCCUUACAUCUGGUGGGCGCCUGGGGUCUAUAGGGGACGGUCGACCCGCUCCAGCCUGGGCGGGGGGGCGGGGGGCCCCCCACAAGUGUUCCCCCCGGGGGUCCCGAUGGGGGGGCUCGGGGGGUUUCUGGUGGUGCUCCCCCUCAAGCUCACUGUGCCCCGCUACCCACGCAAAUCCUUCAAAUUCUGCAAACGGCUGACAGUCAUGAGACCCCUGUUCAUCCGCCCUCCCCCCUGCACCCCCCCUGGGCUCGUACCCCUGGCCAAAGCCCCUCCGCAGACCUCCCAGGCGCGCCCCUUGAAGCUCAACCCGACCGUGACUCUGACCCGGAUUUCAGGGAAGGAGCUCCUGCAGAAACUCCAGCCCCCUUCAAAAAGCCCCUGCAGCAAAGAGAGGCUGCUGGCCGCUGGACCGAACAGCUCUCUGCAAAUGCAGCAGGCUAAGACCCUGGCCCCCUCCCCCUCACCUGCUCCCUUCAGGGAGCUGUGCCCCAUCUCCAAACUCCCUAUAUCCUGCCCUGUCUUUAGGCUGGAGCUCCAGAAAGUGAAUCGCCGCGGACCGCGAAAAGCCAGAAGCAAGCAGGUCUACUCCAGUCUCCACCCCAGAAAAGUGCAGCCCAUCCAGCCAGCUCCGCCCCCCUCAGCCCCUCCACCUCCUCCCUCACAUCUAGUGUUUGCCAUUCCUGCUGGGGGGCAGGUUCAGGUUUUAAGCCUGGGGGGGCCCCCUGGUAAUAAUAGCAACGCUAUGAACAGUAAUCGCAAUAGAGGCACGACCGCCAUGACAGCUAGCUUGAGUCAAGGGUUGGGAGGGGCUGGGGUAAGAGGAGGGCCCCCCAGUGUGGGCCCCGCGGGGCCCUGCAGCAUGCUCCAGCCAACCGCCGUCUUCAUCAACCCUGCCUCCUUCCCAGUGCUGGCCACGCCCUGUUCAGUGACCACACCCCCAGCCCCCAGCUCAUUGGCUACAGCCCUGGUCUACCCUGCCCCUACUGACCCAGCCCACCAGGGCGAUGUUUUAGGAGACAGCAAGCCCAAAACAGCUGACCUCCCUCUCCCUGCGGCAUCCAAGGACCCCAGCCAGCUUGUACCCCCUUCUAAGAGAUCCACAGGUUCAUCCCAAAACUUUGAAUUUUGCCCAGUAGCUACUGGAAAGGAACACCCAGACUCCAGUUUACCCUCUCCAAAUACCAGCCCAAAUAGUGACCCAAAGGCACCUGCUCCCCCACAUCCUGACAAAUUUAUUCCCGAGUCCAGACCUGACUUCCUCAUCGGGGAGUUCAAGACCAGCCCUGCCAGCUGUCCGGAGGGGGUGGAGCCUGCAGCUCCGGCCUCCAGCCCCUACGCCUGCCUCCUGCAAGAGGUGAAGCAGAGCCCUGCAGGGAGCCUGCCCCUCCCAGCAGAAGAGAUUCACAACGACAUGAACAUCAGCGAUGGCAGCGGCAAACGCAUUGUGAAAGACAUUCCUAGCGCCCCCAGCCCCGCCCGCAGCCCCAAUUCUCCAUUGAGCCCAGAGUGGUACCCCCUGGUCCCUGGCCACCCUCCCACCACUGACGAGCCCUAUUUCGUCCCCGAAGAACCCCCUUUUGGUGAGAGCGAUGGAGAGGGAGAGAAGCUGGAUUGUGGGGGUGGCGGGGAGGAGGAGGAGGAGGAGGAGGAGGGAGGCUGGGACACGGGCAGUGAUUUUGGGGAGCCCAUGCUGGCCCUGUCAGAGUCGACGGGGAGCCCCGCGAGCAGCCUGGACGGCCAGGCGGACGCCCUCGAGAGGCUGAUGGAAGCGGGGACCCCUUUGAAAGGAGAGGGAGGGGAAACGAUGGAAGAGGAGGAGGAGGGAGGAGGAGUAAAAGACGCGGCUACCCCUGAAAGAACGGCACACGUUUCUCUGGACACCCCCAGCACUGAAAUAGCCUCCCCACCCCCAAGCCCUGGCAAUCAGCAGCAGGGGGGUGGAAUACCCCCAGCGGUGUGGAACAGGGAGGUAGAGACGCUGUGUUUAGGGGAGCGCGGAGAGGGGAGGACAGAGAGAGACGUCGGGGUGGGGGGGCACAGUUUGAGCGCCGACAACCCCCUUCCUGACCAACAAGGAGUGCAGAACUCAGGGGGGUCACAAGAGGAGCAGGGGGGGGGUACGGUUGAGGAGGAGGGCGAGGGGGGGGAGGAGGAGGAGGGAGGUACCCAAGAUGAAGAGGAGGAAGAUGGCGAGGAGGAGGACGAUGAGAGGGAGGAAGAGGACUUCGAUGACCUCACCCAGGACGAGGACGAGGAGGAAGUGAUGUCGUCAGCCUCGGAGGAGUCUGUGCUGUCCGUCCCCGAGCUGCAGGAGACGAUGGAGAAGCUCACCUGGCUGGCCUCGGAGCGCAGGGAAGCGAACUCUGAGGAGGAGAACUCCCCCAAUUCCCAGGAGGAGAAUUCUGAGGAAGAAGAAGAGGGGCCUCAGAAGGGGGAAGAGGAGUCCGGUGAGGGAGGGGUCCCUGGGGAGGCAGGAGGGGAGACCCCCAGAAGGAGCGGGACCCCAGAGACCAGCAGCAAGGGAGCAGGGAGGAGGAGAGGGGAGGCAGGGCGGGGGGCUCGCCGGGGCAAGGCUCCCUAUAGGUCACGGCGGAAAAGGAGCCGGGUUCAAGCCAGCAAGGACGCUUCCAAACUUCUGCUGCUCUGCGAUGAGGACAUCUUGGAGAAGGACCCGCUGAGAGAGCAGAAGGAUAUCGCCUUUGCACAGGCAUACCUCAACUCGGUGCGCGUGGCCCUGCAGGACUCCCCGGGGAAGGUGGAGCAGUUCCUGCGCUUGCUGUUUGAGUUUGAGACGAGCGCGGAGCCGCGCACCGCGGUCGACCUGUACCUGCAGCUCAGCGAGGUGCUGGGGGGCUGGCCGGACCUCCUCAGAGACUUCGCUGCCUUCUUGCUGCCUGAGCAGGCCUUACAGUGUGGACUGUUUGAGGAGCAGCAGGCGUUCGAGCGCAGCAGGAAGUUCCUUCGGCAGCUGGAGAUCUGUUUCGGGGAGAACCCCUCUCACUACCAGAAGAUCGUGCGCAUGCUGCAGGGGGGCCCGGAGCUGCCCCAGGCAGACAUCGAAGAGUUAAAGGUUCAGAUGUGGACGCUCCUGAAAGGUCAUCACCACCUGCAGACUGAGUUCUCCUCCUUCUUCGAGCAGCUGCGGCCCCCCCCCUCGCGCCCCUCUCACUUUGAGGAGGUCGUCUGGACGGAGGAACGCGAGCGUGACCUACAGCAGUUCGACGGCUUCGAGGAGGUGACCCUGCCGGACCUGGAGGAGGAGGAGGAGCCUGCCCCCCCCAAGCUCCCCGGCACAGGUGCCCGGAGCCGCAGGAGGAAGGAGCUAGGGGCCCCCGGGGGCCACGACAAGGAGUGGGAGUGCACAGAGGGGGGGAAGGACUGCCCCUGCUCCUGCCACAAGACCAGCCACGAGAGCAAACUGCGCCGGCACAAGAGGAAGAGCUGCCCACGCUGCCACGGGAGCAAGCAUGGUGGAGACGCCUCCAAGGGGCCGAAGAGCAAGGAGACCCUCGAGCUCGGCGCGGGCAGCCCCCUCAAAGAGGACAAAAAAGAAGAGGAGGAGGAAGAGGAGGGAGAGGAGAAGGGGAGGCAGGCUGGAGGCAGUGAUCCGCACACACCUGUCUCAGAUUCCUGCAGCUCUCAAGACCCCUCGGGGAUGGAGGUGCAGGUUUGGGGGUCCCCAGACUUGGGGGUCACUCUGCCUCGGAAAGAGGAGGAGGGGGAGGAAGAGAGAGAGGAGGAACAACGAGAGGAUGAGAAGAGAGAGGAGGAACGAGAGGAGGAACGAGACCCGAGCAGAGAGACAGAAUCCGCACAGCCGUCCCCUCACGCCAUCAGCCAAUCAGCAACAACCGCGGCGCUGACCUCGCUGGACCCCGCUGCUACCGUCGCCACGGAAACGGAGCGCAGGGCCGCACAGCCGGAGGGAGUCUGGGAAGGUGGUGGCAGUGUUUGUUCCAGCCCCUCCCUCCUCCUCCUCCUGCCCCACACCGACUUCACCCCAACAUCUCCCGGAUGCAAACCCCAGGGCUGCAGCGCCUCUCCGGGCAGGCAGGGGACCCGGGACUCUCCAGGGGUACAGCAGGGCACCCCUUCACCCCCCUGCGGCAGUGCUGACUCCACCGUGUGCGCCAAAAACAUCUCUGUGAGCGCCACUGGGGAGAAGGUGAUCCUGUGGACCAGGGAAGCGGACCGGGUGAUCCUGACUGCCUGUCAGCGGCAGGGAGCCAAUCGGAGCACCUUCCAGGCUAUCUCCGGGCAGCUCGGCAACAAGACGCCCAACGAGGUGUCUGCUCGUUUUCGAGAGCUGAUGCUUCUCUUCCACACCGGGACUCGGCACCACAGCUCUGAGGAAGAGGAGGAGGGGGAGGAGGGCGUCAGCGUCUCAGAACCGCUGACUGACGAGGAGCUGGACUGAAGCACAGAGCCAGACCUGACCCAGAGGUGAACCAGCAACUCGGAACAGUUACUGGACUGAUACACUGUGGUACUGCCUGUGGCUCUGUGACCCACAGCAUUGCCGACAGCUAGAGUUAAAGAACUUGGCUGAAACGCAGAGCUGGUGGCAAACUGGACCGGUACCAGACCAGACCGCUCCGCUGCCGACAAGGAAUUGAAUAAACUAACAGUACCGACCCAAAAGGACAAGCAGAACCCGAGUGUCCGGGUCACCUUGACUGUGGACGCUACGCAGCCUUCAUGCCAGUGUGAGCGAGGACAGGCUGGGAUUAGUUUUGCUUGCUGUGCUUUGAAGGGAAAUGAGAAGAGGAGUGGACACCCGAAUGAUGUUAACAGCAUUGAUUCUGGAAGGGACCCUUUUUUUUUUAUAGCUUAUUUAGAUCCAUGAUUCUUUUUGGUGUGCAAAAAUACAGAUUGCUUUUGGAAGACUGCUGAGGAAUGUAAGUUUGUAAAUAGCAGUGAGAAAACGAAAUGUACAGUUUUAAAAGUGUUUCAUGUACCCACGUGUCACGUCUUCUGUUCUCCUUUGACUUUUAUAUAAAAAAAAAAAAAUGUAUUUUUUUUUUUAGUUAAGAUGGAGAUGUUGGUUCAGAUGUUGUAUUUGAAAUAAUGAUGUUGUGUUUUGAAGUGUGCGGGGCUCCCUCUAGUGGAGAGUGUAUUUCUCACACCCUCUUUCUCCACCCACUCAUGCAGCGUAAAAGAAAGUAGACUCUCGCCUUGAUCAGGGGGGAGCCGUCACACUCUUAAAAUGUAUGGCAAGUCAUUAAAGCUGGUUGACAUACUUUGAUCUGCUGUGGUUUGAACA
Molecule: messenger RNA, 8124 nt
Organism: Polyodon spathula (Mississippi paddlefish)
Lineage: Eukaryota; Metazoa; Chordata; Actinopteri; Acipenseriformes; Polyodontidae
Gene: gon4lb
Product: gon-4 like b
Exons: 33
Coding region: 271-7278 (2335 amino acids)
Biological process (GO): regulation of DNA-templated transcription
Cellular component (GO): nucleus
Molecular function (GO): transcription coregulator activity
Source: RefSeq, a predicted model, not a curated record